AUGGACGGUUUUGUUAAGAGAAACAGAACUGCUAUAGUAGCAGCAAUUGCUACUAUUACUGCAGGUUCUGUUGCUGUCGGUGCAUAUUAUUAUUACAAACAACUGCAAGACGAAGUCGCAGCAAAAUCAAGUUCGCCAGAAUCUGAAUCUAUUACAGGUACUUCUUCUUCAAAGAGUAAAUCUAGUAAAAAAAAUAAGAAAAAAAAUAAGAAGAAGACGAAGACUCAUGAAUAUCCUAUUUUGACUAAUGGUGAGCCAGAUUUUGAACAAAUUGAAACUUUUACUUCAGAGAAAAAGGAUUCUAUUGCUACAGCAUUAAAGGAUAAAGGUAAUGAAUUUUUUAAAGCUCAAAAUAUGCAAGAAGCAUUAAAUUAUUAUAAUUAUGCUUUGAAAAUGAAACAGGAUCCUGUCUAUUAUUCAAACAUCUCUGCUUGUUAUGUAUCAUUGAAUGAUCAAGAAAAAGUUAUUGAAUUCACUACAAAGGCCUUAGAACUAAGACCUGAUUAUUCAAAGGCUUUAUUGAGAAGAGCCUCUGCAUAUGAAACUUUGGAACGUUUUUCUGAUGCCAUGUUUGAUUUAUCUGUGUUAUCCUUAAAUAAUGAUUAUAGUGGUGCCUCUAUUGAACCAAUGUUAGAACGUAACUUAAACAAACAAGCUAUGAGAGUAUUAAAGGAAAAAUUAAAUAUUCCUGAUAAUGAAGAUGAUGAGACUGUUACUGUCACCUCGGGGAUCGCUCAACAAUUACCUUCAGAUACUGCUUUGGCAUCUUUCUUUGGUAUCUUUAAACCAGAAGUAAAUUUUGAUAAUUAUGAUGAAACUAAUGAAAAUGAUAAAUCAUUGAAAAAUGGUUUAACUGAAUUAUAUUCAGCAACUAAUGUUGGUUAUUUAAAUGCUGAAAAGAAUUUCGAUUCUGCUGCAAAGGGAUUCUUAGAACAAUAUGAAACUGAUAAGACUAAUGAUGUUAUUAAGAGAAAAUUAGCUAUCUCUUUAGAAUAUGUUGGUAUCUUUAAAUUCUUAAAAAAUGAUUUGGCUGGUGCUCAAGAAAAUAUUAAGAGAGCAAUUGAAUUACAUCCUCGUGUUAAUUCUUAUAUCUAUAUGGCAUUAACUAUGGCUGAUAAAGGUGAUACUCAAGAUUAUUUCACUUAUUUCGAUAAAGCUCUUGAAUUAGAUCCAAAUUGUUCCGCUACUUAUUAUCAUAGAGGACAAUUAUAUUUUAUUACUCAAAAAUACGAUUUAGCUAGAGCUGAUUUUAUUAAAUCUAAGGAAGUUGAUGAAAAUAAUAUCUUCCCUUACAUUCAAUUAGCUUGUUUAGAGUAUCGUGAAUCUAAUUUCGAAGGUUGUAAACAACAAUUUGAUUUAGCAAGAAAGAAGUUCCCAAUUGCUCCAGAAGUUCCAACUUUUUUUGCUGAAAUUUUAGCUGAUAAAGGUGAUUUUGAUGAAGCUCGUAAACAAUAUGAAAUUGCUAGAAAAUUAGAGACCCAACAACCAACAAUUCGUGUUGGUAUUGCUCCUUUAGUAGGUAAGGCUACAGUAAUCUCAAGACAACCAAGUAUUGAAAACUUCAAAGAAGCCUCUAAAUUAUUUGAAGAAGCUUGUGAACUUGAUCCAAGAUCUGAACAAGCUAAAGUUGGUUUAGCUCAAUUGAAAUUACAAGAAGAAGAUGUUGAUAAUGCUAUUACUCUAUUUGAAGAAGCCGCAGAUUUGGCAAGAACCAUUGAGGAAAAAUUACAAGCUACAACUUUUGCUGAAGCCGCUAAAGUUCAAAAGAGAAUUAGAGCAGAUCCAGUCGUUAGAGCUAAAGUUGAAGAAGCAUUGGCUCAAUACCGUGCACAAGGACAUAUGUGA
Molecule: messenger RNA, 1845 nt
Organism: Maudiozyma saulgeensis
Lineage: Eukaryota; Fungi; Ascomycota; Saccharomycetes; Saccharomycetales; Saccharomycetaceae
Source: the annotation of a GenBank genome assembly